Xenopus tropicalis (tropical clawed frog) is the source of this 3875-nucleotide messenger RNA. RefSeq names its product NAD(P)HX dehydratase (gene naxd). Gene Ontology annotation, biological process: nicotinamide nucleotide metabolic process. Gene Ontology annotation, molecular function: hydro-lyase activity; ATP-dependent NAD(P)H-hydrate dehydratase activity. The transcript has 10 exons. Bases 2087 to 3649 code for a protein of 520 amino acids. The record is from RefSeq and is a predicted model, not a curated record. NCBI's taxonomy places the organism in Eukaryota, Metazoa, Chordata, Amphibia, Anura, Pipidae.
GAUGGCAUUGCGGGGAGAUUAGUUGCCCGUGGCUACAAAGAUUUGUGGCGGGUGACUAAUCUCCCUGUGUGCCACUGCCGACUCAGACCGUCAGCAGCCCAUGUAUGUCCACCUUUAUUUAAAACUAGAAUUUAAUUCUCAUUUCCUUUCUCUCAAACAGUAACUAUAAGAACACUGCUUACUGUAUACAAUACACUCCUUGCAUAUGAUGAUGUUUGUGUCAGUGUGUGCCUCCACAUUUGUCUGGGCAAUUCUCUGUAGAUGUCAGCAGAACAGCACAAGCUAUUUAUAUAAGUUAUGUCUAAUAGCUGCUUCUUCACCCACCAAAUAGAAGUAAUUCAAAUGGGCUGUAAUUAUUGGUAAGUCUCUGGCAUUUAAAAUUGGAAUAAAAGACAGGAACAUCUCAGUGAGAAGCUAUUCUACAUGUGGUGCCGCUGGCUGGAGGGAGAAAGCAGCCUCCAUCAUGGGAAGCAUGGCAUUUUAAGCUUUUUUAAUAGGACUAUCAUAUUCAUUUAGGUUCUGACCUCGAGCUUUCAAGAAUUCAAUACUAAUACUUUUGAGGGAAGUGAUUUUUUUGAAUAUUGACACCGCAAAUGCUGUAUUCUUCAGUUGUCUAAAUGUGAAAAUAGGAAUUUAAAACAGUUAAGAGAGAACAUUUAAGUAAAUGGCAAAAGUACUUAGAAGAAAUUUGAGUAAGUCAAUUUAUUAAUUGGUUUGUCACAAAACAAAAACUGUUACAAACCCUUUAAGUAGAACACUGGGUGGUGUGUAGGUUGCUUAUUUACACUGCAUUUUUUUUUCUCUCUCUUACCUAUAAGGGUGAUGGCACAUGGGUUGCUUUGAUUUGUUCUACCUGUUGCAAUUACCGCUCACACCAGUACAACAGUAUUUUCAGAGGGGUUUCCCAUAGGCGACAAAGCAUCCCUUGUGCCGUCCCCUAAAGGCUGUAAAAACAGCGCAGCGUAAAUGUGACUGCGCUAUAAAAAUAAAGGCUAUGAUAUAUAAAUCCCUGGGAGGUGGAGUAGACCCUAUUCACUUUACAAAAUAAACUGUAAUAUAUUUCUGAGAAACUUAGUUUUGUGACAUGGUUGAUUACUGUUGCAUCAUGUAUUUAUAGAGCACCAACCUACUCUUUACAAGUUUUUAGAGAUAGAUCAUCAUCUAUGUAGCAUUACAGUGUACUUAUUUCUCUGGCCAUUUAUUAACUUCAUUCAUUUAGUCACCCUUUUAGGAAAAGUAAUUUUAUGAGUAGGUGCCAGUUUGAAAGGCAGCCCCCAGUAACCAUAGUCUUUAAACCUUUUAUGCCAGGCUGGUGUGUCAUUUCAUAAAUAACUAACCAGCCCAGGAUACUUUGCAGCAUUGGAGUCUCUCCAGGUGUCUUUUGUGUGGCUUGAGUUGGUCACAUGUCCAUGGUAUAAAUACUUCUAAAUACUUUGUACUUCUGUUUGUCAAUGCCCUUCAGCCAUAUAUGAAUGCUGUCAUUACUGGGAUGAAUAAUGUCUCUUUAGAUUGUAAGCUCUAAGGGGUAGGGACCGACCCCUCCAUCUUCGUCUCUAUUUAAUGUGUGCAUAUUGUUACUGUAUUGUUUGUGCAGCACUGGUACUAAUAAAAACUAUAUACAUAAUAUUGUCUUGUCUGUGUUUAUGAAAAGCAGGCCUGGGGCAAACUGUUUAGUUAGAAUUCGUGUAGAAGGCGUCUCUCUGUGGGGAGAGCUGUAGUUGAAGAGGUGCUGCAGGUUGGCUGGGUAAGGGUGAGCGGGUAGCUAGGGCUGGCAGUAGGGCAGGGGGAGUUGCCCCACACGGUGUGUGUGUAGCUAGGGCUGGCGGUGUGUGUGUGUGAGUGACGGGGAAGCGUUAUUGGCUGGAGCCGCAGAGCUGUGAGCAUGGAGAGUGCGGCCCGUGACGUAGCACAGUGCCCCGGAUCCCCUUGGCUGGCGGUAGUGCAGCCAUGCAUGAGUCCGGGGGAUGCUACCAAUUAGCUGCUGAGUACAGGAGCUGCGAGCAGGGGCCCGGCAGCGGUGGGAGUGGGACGGGAUGUCAGUGAGUGAGAGAGAAUUCCAGGCCCCGAUCUGAGCGAGCGUAGCGGCAUGUCCGUGUGUAUGCGCAGGCUGAUAACCAGCACUCGGGGCUUCCUAUGGUCCGAUGUAGAGACCCGUGCCUUGUUGGACAUAUGGGGGGAGGCUGACGUGCAGUCGGCGCUCGACGGAAAUUUCCGGAACAGCCAUGUGUACCGGGACGUGGCGGGGCGCCUAGGGGAGCUGGGCUUUGAGCGCACCCCGGAGCAAUGCCGGAUUCGGAUCAAGGGCCUGAAGCGCCAGUACUACCAGGCCCGGGAGGGGCUCAGGAAGAAUGGGCAGGCGCGAAAGAUCUGCCGCUACUAUGAUGAGAUGGAUCGGAUCCUCCGCGCCCGGCCUGCCCCUGCCUCAAGCGGAGAUCCGGCCGCUUCCUGUGGGGCUCUGCCCGAUCUGCAUGGGGUUCAUCUACUCCAACCAGAUCCAACCUGCGCAGAGGACUGUUCCAGGGAGCUAAGGGAGGAGGACUUCGAGGAGAUUGAGGAGGAGGAGGAACAGGCCGGCUCGGGGGGGCCCGAGUCUCCCCAGGACAACUUCACUGAGGAUUCAGGAGAGGGCUCUUCCUGUUACACAGAGCACCCAAUCAAAGUGGAACAUGGCUCCGGCUUCGCUAUCCCACUGCCCCCCAACGACGUUCUAGAGAGGCCCUUCUCUCUACGUCCCACACGCCCUGCAAAGGACAUGGAGAAUAUAUUCCAGCUGGUACGGAAUGUCAUCCCUCCAAUGACCUCCAAAAAACACAAAGGACAGGAUGGCAAGAUAGGCAUCAUUGGGGGCUGCAAAGAGUAUACUGGAGCUCCAUAUUUUGCAGCCAUUACAGCCCUUAAAGUGGGUGCAGAUUUGUCCCAGGUAUUUUGUACCAAAGAUGCAGCAACUGUGAUAAAGUCAUACAGUCCGGAGCUGAUCGUUCACCCAGUUCUUGACCAUCCCAAUGCAGUAUCCGAGGUAGACAAAUGGCUUCCACGGCUGCAUACAUUAGUCAUAGGACCAGGAAUGGGUCGAGAAGAUGCUAUACUGGAUAACGCUAAGGGGAUUAUUGAGAAAGCUAAAUCCAAAGGGCUUCCUAUUGUGAUUGAUGCAGAUGGACUUUGGCUCAUUGCUCAGCAACCAUCAAUUAUUCAGGGAUACCAGCGAGCUGUUCUCACCCCAAAUUUUAUGGAGUUCAGUAGGCUAUACGAAGCUAUGCUUUCAGAACCUGUGGAAACCAGUGACCAACAUGGAAGUGUUUUAAGACUCAGCCAAGCAAUGGGGAAUAUAACUAUUAUUCAGAAAGGAGAACGUGACCUUAUUUCAGAUGGAGACAAAGUAUUAGUGUGCAGUCAUGAGGGCAGCAGCCGCCGCUGUGGAGGACAGGGAGAUCUAUUGGCUGGCUCAUUAGGAGUACUGGUACACUGGGCACUUCUGGCAGGACCAGAGAAGAUCAAUGCUCAAAAUCCUUUUCUGGUGGCAGCCUUUGGAGCCUGCUCACUCACACGACAAUGCAACCACCAAGCUUUUCAAAAAUAUGGACGUUCAAUGACCACAAGUGACAUGAUUUCAGAAGUUGGGACUGCUUUUAACAAACUCUUUGAAACCUGAUACUACUGAAGCAGCUUCUUGGGAACGACUUGUGGUGCUGACAACUCGCUAGGAUGCACAUAAAGCACCUUCCCAGGUGCUGUAGCAGCAUGGCCAACAUGCUUUUGGAGUUGUUUUUUUUUUUCCUUUUUAGAGAAGAAAUCAUAAUAUUGUAGAUAUACUUUUUAAAAAAAUGUAUAGAAAAGAAAACUGCAAAAUGCAAUAAAAAUGAAGUGUCUGGAUUUAA